Tuber melanosporum (Perigord truffle) is the source of this 717-nucleotide messenger RNA. RefSeq lists its product as uncharacterized. The transcript has 2 exons. The coding region runs from base 437 to 691 and encodes 84 amino acids. The record is from RefSeq and is a predicted model, not a curated record. NCBI's taxonomy places the organism in Eukaryota, Fungi, Ascomycota, Pezizomycetes, Pezizales, Tuberaceae.
ACCUGACCCACCAGCUCCACCGCCAUUAGGGUUGGCAUCACCGCUCUCACCAUCGUUCGGCGCCUCUGCUGGUGUCUUACCGGAGCCUUUUCUCGCGGCCCCUGCUCCUCCCGGUGCUUUGUUGCCGCGGCCAGCCUUUUUCUUCCCAGCUCUGUCUGUGAUCCCAAAAAAUUUCCCGGAAAAGAAGGAUGGUGGAGGUUCAACACCCAUCUUCUUCAGAGGAGGAUGUACACAGCUGGUAGCGAGUGAUUCCUCUUCGAUCUCUCGAUAAGGUGGUGGGGGCUCGUCGUCGUCCGCGUACGCAGGUUAUGUUAGCUCGUGCCCCCCUUUUAUCCCUAUUUUUAUUUUUAUUCCACCGGCUAUGAGGGAUUCCGACAGUUAUUUAGACUAUCAUGAACCGAACGACACGCUUUGCACUUCUUAGGCGGUAGCGACGAUGGCAGUGGGAAGAGUGAAAUACAUUAAACUAUUUGUCUCUUCGGGGAGGAGAAAAGGGAAUUAUUGGUUUUUGGGGAGAGUUAGGUUGCAAAGAGCUGAACCGGGCGAUCAAGUGACCGGCCAAGCACUGGGAGACAGAACCAAGGUAAUGCCAGACAGGAAGGACACAAAAGAUAAACAGAGCGGAAUGGGUGGGGUGAGAGUGUGUGUGAGAGAACGAGAGGGAGGGGGGGCCAAGUGUGUUCAGACUUGAGGGGUAGGAAUUUUACGUGCCUGAUC